Molecule: messenger RNA, 879 nt
Organism: Venustampulla echinocandica
Lineage: Eukaryota; Fungi; Ascomycota; Leotiomycetes; Helotiales; Pleuroascaceae
Exons: 3
Coding region: 1-879 (292 amino acids)
Source: RefSeq, a predicted model, not a curated record
AUGGCGCAAAAUGAAAGUAGCAUAUUCCAUCUCGAAUUAAUAAGACAAAAAAAUCUUUCAGAACAAGAAACCAACAUACUCUACGCAUUUGCCUACGGAAUGCAGCCUGCUACACCAGAAACCGCGGCGGGGGCCGCAUAUCAGCUUGACUGUUUAUGUCCUCCUCUUGAACAGCGCCACGAAUGCAACGACUAUAUAUGGAUGGUUUGGUCGAUUAUGCUUAAUAUAGCUAGGAGUCCAGACGUGACAAGUGAGGUGCACAUGCGUCUCGUGAGCAUUGUUGAAAGCCUACGGCAAAUUGCAAAAGGGGACUUGGAGUUUGGUAUCCACCGACGUGUAUGGGGAGACUUGCCUAUGCUUCCCAUAUGCAUAGACGCGUUCUUUAGCGACCCUACCACAGACCCAGAAGAAGAGUUUACUCCAAAGUCCGCACAGAUAUGGCGAAACUUUAAUUCCUUCGCGGCUCGAUGCCUUAGAGCGGGUAUAGCGGGUCCCUACACCCUAGUGAUGCACGUUCUACGAUCAGCACUUGAGGAGGAGCUGGACACAGUUAGUGAGGUAGGUAUUGUGGAAUGUAGAGUACAGGUCGCCUGUGAAUGGAUAUUUCACGACGCUAAGCUUCUUCUCUUGUGGGCCCAGGAAAAUAUUGGCUACGUAGAUGUCCCAGUGGAAGAUAGUGCAUGCUACAUUGAAGGAGGCACUUUGUACCAUGGGCCAUCUACCAUGUGCCUGCGGCAGUGGGGCUUCUGGCUGGCCAGGUUUGAAGAGCUUGGAAAGGAAGAAUCUAACUUGAGCGAGGAGACUCGGAAGGCUGCACUCGAAGCCGCAGAGACUAUGACAACGAUCGAAAGAAGGGUAGCCAACACGUUGUCAGAAUGA